GCGGUCCCGGAGAGAAGCCCCUUCCGUCCGUUUCCUCGGCCAGCAUGCCGCCGACUGCGCCGCUCCUCUGCCCGCGCGGCGGGGACCCCGGGCCGUGGCGGCGGGCGCAGCCCUGACGCUCUGUGGAGCCGGGGGGCGCCCGAACUCGAGGGCGGGGGGUCAGGGAGCACGAGCGGCCGCUGAGUCUGAGCAGGGUGUGCUGAACCCUGCGGCCACCCCCCGAUCCCGGCCAUGAGGAGGGACGAACGAGACGCCAAAGCCAUGCGGUACCCGCAGCCUCCGGACGGGGCCGGCUCGCCCCCUGAGAGUCUGAGGAACGGCUACGUGAAGAGCUGCGUGAGCCCCUUGCGGCAGGACCCUCCCCGCGGCUUCUUCUUCCACCUUUGCCGCUUCUGCAACGUGGAGUUGUUGCUGCCACCGUCGGCCUCCCCCCAGCAGCCGCGGCGCGGCUCCCCCUUCUCCCGGGCGCGCCUCUCGUUGGGCGCCCUGGCUGCCUUUGUCCUCGCCCUGCUGCUCGGCUCGGGGCCCGGGAGCUGGGCUGCGGGGGCCGCCCUGCUGCGGACCUUGCUGAGCGUCUGCUCGCACAGCCUCAGCCCCCUCUUCAGCAUCGCCUGUGCCUUCUUCUUCCUCACCUGCUUCCUGACCCGGACCAAGCGGGGCCCCGGGCCGGGCCGGUUCGGCGGCGGUGGCGGCUCCUGGUGGCUGCUGGCGCUGCCAGCUUGCUGUUACCUGGGGGACUUCUUGGCGUGGCAGUGGUGGUCUUCGUCGUGGGGAGACGGAGGCGCGGAGGUCCCCGAGCCUCCGCACACGCCCCCGGCCCCGCACACGCCCCCAGCCGCCUUGGGCAGGUUGUUCUUGGUGCUGAGCUGUGUGGGUUUGCUGACGCUCCUGCACCCGGUGAGGCUCCAGCACAGCAUCCUGGUACUGCUCUUCUCCAGCUUUGUCUGGUGGGUCUCCUUCACCAGCCUCGGGUCGCUGCCUGCACCCCUCAGGCCCCUGCUGUCCUGCCUGGUGGGGAGCGCUGGCUGCCUGCUGGCCCAGGGGUUGGAUCACUUCUUUCAAAUCAGGGAAGCUCCUCAUCAUCAUCCUCGGUUGUCCAGUACCGCGGAAGAAAAAGUGCCUGUGAUCAGACCCCGGAGGAGGUCCAGCUGCGUGUCGCUAGGAGAGACUUCAGCCAGUUACUAUGGGAGUUGCAAAAUGUUCAGGAGACCUUCGUUGCCUUGUAUAUCCAGAGAACAGAUGAUUCUUUGGGAUUGGGAUUUAAAGCAGUGGUAUAAACUUCAUUAUCAGAAUUCUGGAGGUGGAAAUGGAAUUGAUCUUUCAGUGUUAAACGAAGCUCGUAACAUGGUGUCAGACCUCCUGACUGAUCCAACCCUUCCCCCACAAGUCAUUUCUUCCCUACGGAGUAUCAGUAGCUUGAUGGGUGCUUUCUCAGGUUCCUGUAGGCCAAAGAUUAAUCCUCUGACACCGUUUCCUGGAUUUUACCCCUGCUCUGAAAUGGAGGACCCAGCUGAGAAAGGAGAUCGAAAGCUUCACAAGGGAGUAAACAGUAGGAGUAGUUUACCAACACCACAGCUGAGGAGGAGUUCAGGAACUUCCGGUCUGCCACCCAUUGAACAGUCUUCUUCAAGGUGGGAACGUAAUAAUGGCAAAAGACCUCAUCAAGAAUUUGGCAUUUCAAGUCAAGGAUGCUAUCUAAAUGGACCAUUUAGUUCAAAUCUACUGACAAUUCCGAAGCAAAGGUCUUCUUCUGUAUCAUUUACUCACCAUAUAAAUCUGAGAAGAGCUGGUGCUUUAUCCAGUGUGAGUCCUGUGACUUCUCCCACCCAUGGACCAGUGUCUGCUGGUUCUCUAACUAAUCGGUCACCUAUAGAAUUUCCUGACACUGCUGAUUUUCUUACUAAGCCAAGUGUUAUUUUACACAAAUCUGUGGGCAAUGUACCCAAUACCCCAGAUUCUUAUCAGCAGCUUAGAAAUUCUGAUAACAAUCUUUGUAACAGCUGUGGACAUCAAAUACUGAAAUACGUUGCAACACCUGAAUCAGAAUCUGGUACAGACUGCCACAGUGGAAAAUCAGGUGAAGAAAAAAAUACCAUUUUCUCAAAAGAAUCAUUCAAACUUACAGAUACUCAAGAAGAGAAAACAGAGAAGAUAGACUGCAAACAGUUAUUCCUGGAAGGUGAUAAUCAACGAAGAGAAGAGGCACGGAAUGAACAACAACCAAAUAUGGAACAAGAAUCAUCACUGGACUUGAUUUUAAUAGAAGAUCAUGACUCAUUAAUAGAAAAGAUGAGCAACUGGAAUUUUCAAAUUUUUGAACUUGUAGAAAAGAUGGGAGAGAAAUCAGGAAGGAUUCUCAGUCAGGUUAUGUAUACCUUAUUUCAAGACACUGGCUUGUUGGAAAUAUUUAAAAUUCCCACUCAACAAUUCAUGAACUAUUUUCAUGCAUUAGAAAAUGGCUAUCGAGACAUUCCUUAUCACAAUCGUAUACAUGCCACAGAUGUCUUACAUGCAGUUUGGUAUCUGACAACGCGGCCAAUUCCUGGUUUUCAGCAGACUCACAAUGAUCAUGGAACCGCAAAUGAAGCAGAUUCUGAUGGGAGAAUCAAUCCUGCACGAAUUGCUUAUAUUUCUUCAAAGAGCUGCUCUAUUCCGGAUGAGAGCUAUGGCUGCCUGUCUUCAAAUAUUCCUGCGUUGGAAUUGAUGGCUCUGUAUGUGGCAGCUGCCAUGCACGAUUAUGAUCACCCCGGGCGGACAAAUGCAUUUCUAGUGGCUACAAAUGCCCCUCAGGCAGUUUUGUACAAUGACAGAUCUGUUCUUGAAAAUCAUCAUGCUGCAUCAGCUUGGAAUUUAUAUCUUUCUCGCCCAGAGUACAACUUUCUUCUUAAUCUCGAUCAUGUAGAAUUCAAGCGCUUUCGUUUUUUAGUCAUUGAAAUAAUCCUUGCCACAGAUCUUAAAAAGCAUUUUGAUUUCCUUGCUGAAUUCAAUGCCAAGGCCAAUGAUGUAAAUAGUAAUGGUAUAGAAUGGAGUAAUGAAAAUGAUCGCCUCUUAGUGUGCCAAGUAUGCAUGAAACUAGCAGAUAUAAAUGGCCCAGCAAAAGUUCGGGACUUGCAUUUGAAAUGGACAGAAGGCAUUGUGAAUGAAUUUUAUGAGCAGGGAGAUGAAGAAGCAAAUCUUGGUCUGCCUGUCAGUCCGUUCAUGGAUCGCUCCUCUCCUCAACUAGCAAAACUCCAAGAAUCUUUUAUCACCCACAUAGUGGGCCCCCUGUGUAACUCCUAUGAUGCUGCUGGUUUACUACCUGGCCAGUGGAUUGAAACAGAAGAGGAUGACGAUAUUGAAAAUGAUGAUGAGGAAGAAGAUGCUGAAGAAUUAGAUACAGAUGAUGAAGAAAUGGAAGACACUCUAAAUCCUAAACCACAAAGAAGGAAAGGCAGACGGCGAAUAUUUUGUCAACUAAUGCACCACCUCACCGAAAACCAUAAGAUAUGGAAAGAAAUCAUAGAGGAAGAAGAAAAAUGUAAAGCUGAUGGGAAUAAACUGCAGGUGGACAAUUCUUCCUUACCUCAAGCAGAUGAGAUUCAGGUCAUUGAAGAAGCAGAUGAAGAGGAAGAGCGACAGUUUGAAUAAGAAGAGCCACGUUGAAGAAGCCCCCAAGGGCUGUGCCCAGUGUCAGAAGUCAUUGCCUGGUUUUCACUGUGCAGACUUUCAGUCGACUCAUUCCUACGUGGACAGGCCUUAAUACUGUGAGAGGAUCCUUGUUGUGCUGGAAGUUUCCUACUCCUAUGCACUUUCACCACGUGAACUAGAAAAUUAUUCUUAGAGCUUGGCUUGAGUUGACCUGUGUUAAAAAGCCUUUAAUGCCUUCUCUGGUGUAUAAACACUUUGUCAUAAUGCUGCUUUGAUGAAUAGUGAGCUCUUAUUUUUCAUGCCCUGGUGGAGCAUUGGUUAAGCACUCAGCUGCUAACCAAAAGGUGGGCGGUUUGAACCCACCAGCCGCUCCAAGGGAGAAAGAUGUGGUAGUCUGCUUCUGUAAAGACUAUAGGCUUAGAAACCCUGUGGGACAAUUCUGCUCUGUCCUCUAGGGUUGCUGUGAGUCAGAAUUGACUUGAUGGCAAUGGGUUUGGUUUUGGUUUUUUAUUUUUCACAAGGGGUAGCUAUAACUAAAAAGAACUCAAGUGACUUACUUCGGUUUCCGAAGUAGUCAGAACUUUUUGCUUUCAUGAAUACAGGAUUCACAGUAUUUUCACACGUGUCUUACGUCUUUGAAUGUUUUGAAAGAAAGUCUGUGCCUAUCUAAAAAGGAGUCCAAUGCUGCCUUUCUGAGGGAUCUCUGCUCAAUGCAAUACUGUUCCGUGCUAUUCAGUGUCCUUCUCCCAGCUAGAUUUAUUCAUGAAGGACUGAGUGACCUUUGUUAUAUUUAACAAAAUCCAGGUGCAUCAAUUUCUGAUACUUUUUACUGUUGUGUAUUAUCUACAAGGUAUGUGUUAUUUCUGCUCAACGUAUUCAGGUUUGCCAUGGUCAUCCAAAGUCUGAAUUCCAGUCUUGUUGACUUUAUGUUUCAUGGUAGAAUUUUUAAGCUGUUUAGGUUUAACAGUGAAGGAAUUUUAUUCUUUAAUCAAAAUUGUUCUUAUUUUUACUUUUUCUCAGGAGUAGUGUUUUUAAACAUUUAGUUAAAAUAAACACAGUACAGAAUUGUCAGAAAAAAAAAAUUGUCCUAAUUUUGAUGUUAACCUCUUGGGAAAUGAGCAUCAUUUUCUCUCUUGUUAGAUAAAUUUGAGAAUAAUUAAGCCAAGUAAAAAGGAGAUAUCUGUCUUUGCAAUAUCACAAAAUGAAAUUAAACUAAGCCUAUCAAAGAUAAAGAACAAAAGAAAUAUAGUAAGCUCUAAAGCACAUGUACACUGAAUAAAUAAUAAGAACAUGUGGCUAUCUUUAAGACUGAUAUCUUAGGUGCCAUGUGUCACUGUAAAACUGACAAUCACCUUUCUGUUAAUUUCCUUCUGCCUCAAAACUAUAUGACGGAAAUGACUACAUGACUGCUCAAUACUUCUAGAGCCCAACUGCAAGCCUAAUUUCUGAGACGAAGUAAGAGUGGGACUACUUAUUUAAUUUUUACAUAGCAAAUCUGAGUAUUUUAGUAAAUCAUUUCAAACAAAAGCUCAUUAUUAGAUAACCACAAUUAUUAAGAUUACUGCAAAGAAAAUGGGCCAUACUUAUAAUGUUUGUAAAUUUGUUAAGGUGUGGAUAUGUACUUUAGUUGUAAAAAAUAGUUGAUGACGUAAUGAGCUGCAAAAAUGAGAGCAAGAUGGUAGACUAAUUUUUUCCAUUGUUCAUGGAGACCAUAUCAGAGAAUACUCUUUUGGGAUCCAUUGCAGCUUUUAUAUACAGUGAAACCAUUAAUUUUCCAAGGUAAUUUCUUUAAAGUAUAAAUUCAGUAGGUAGUUUCCUACCUACAUAGAAUAUUUGGCUUAUAUGAAAGAUAUCAACUAAAGAUCUAUGGAAGUGCUGGAAUUUUUGAUCCUACACAGUUUCAUAAUAUUUAAUGAAUCGCUAAGUUUUAUUUAUUAGACACAUUACAUUCCUUCCUGCCACUUUUAACUACCAUUGCCACAUCAUUUGUAAACUGAUCCUACCAUAUAUUACUGAGUAAUAAAAUUUUAACUGAUAAUUUAUUGAGUUUGAACUUAUAAUGUAUAUAUCCCAUGCUUAUAUUUCCCUAGAGUGCCUUUUUGCAUCCUGCCUAAAUAUUUUUGUGCUAUUGCCUCCUCUCCUCCCAAAUACAUGUAAGUGCACAUAUGUAGAUUCCCACAUGUACAUGCCUGCAUAAUGGGACACAAUCAAAUUUCCAUGCUUCCUGUUUUACUGGAAUUUUGUCUUAGAGGUUCUUUAGUAUAUAUUUUCUCAAAAGAAGCACUAGGAAUUAAUUUUUAAAUAAUUUAAAAUUAUUAAAUUUUUAAAGCUAAUUAACCUUUGCUAAGUAAAAAAAAAUUAAUUUUUUUUUAUUUUUUUAAAUUAUUGACAUACAUCAAAAGAGCUAGCCCAAAGAAACUAAAAAGUAUCCUUGCUGAAACUUAUAAUUCAUAAUUGUAAGAAAUGAAUGUAAGAGUAUACUAAAUAUACAUAGUGCUAUUAUAUGGAAUCCUACUUGAAAAAUUCCCAUAAACCAAAUCAUAGAUCUUAUUUUGAUUGCAACUAAAUUAGAUGAAUAUUUUAUUACAAUAAUUUUCACCAUUAAUCUGCCGUUUUAAGUCACUGAUCUUGAAAAUAAUCUUUUAAUGCUAUAACACACCUAUGUGUCUACUGACAUUUUUUCCCAUAAAAAUAUACUUUUCAAAGUUCUUUCAUGAUUUGAAGGCAUUUUCCUGCUAUUCCCAUCACUUAUUUGCUGGUGCUAGUGGCUUUUUCUACUCAUUUUUACAAGAUUUCUGGCAUUGUUUAAGUAAUCAAAUUUCCUCUAUCUCUCUAGAUUGCAUCAUCUCACAGGAACAGACUUCACUUAAAAAGAUGGAUAGGGGUUCCUUUACUACUGUUGAGAGGCUAAUCUGAGCGACUCUAAAGAGUGUGUGGGGAUGGGAGUGGUGAGUGGAGCAGGGAUGAACAGCUUCUCAGAGAAAGGUGAUUUUAAGGUGAGUACUAAAAAAUUAGAGUUAACUCAGAGAUUAUUGCUUGUAGAGAGAGAAAAAUGAUAACGUGUAAAGGCCAGAAGAGAAAGCAUCCCCACAUGAGAAAUUUAGGGUGGCUGGAACACAGAGUACAAGAAGGAAAGGUAGAGCAAAACAAGCUAAUAAAGGGCCUAGAAAAACAUGAGGUGUCAUUUAAACUUCUUCCUAAAGGAGAUGAGAAAAAAUUGAAGAGUUUUAAUCUGGGAGAGUGACAUAAUUAGGUUCACAUUUUAUAGGGAUCUUUCAAAUAGCAUACUAUGUUGAAUGGAAGAGCAAGACUGGACAUAAGCAGAGCUUAGUGGUCUAGACUAGGAUAGGUCAUAGGUCAAUGGGGAAGUGAAUAGAACUGAGAGAGACUGAAGAUGUAAACUCAGUUGCCCUGGCAAUUAACAAGAUAUAGUGUGGAGCUCAAAAGAGAGAUGUGUGCUAGAGGUAUAUGUUUGGUAGUCAACAGUCUAUAGCUAACAAGUAAAACCAUAGGGUAGAGUCAGAUUAGACAUAUUUUUUGGAAGAGUCACAAGAAAAGACAGUCAAGGUUAGAACUCUGAGAAACAUCAACCUUGAAAGGCCAGGAGGAGGAAAAGAAGUCUUAAGAACAAGUGGCUACAGAGAUAUGAGGGAAAAGGAGAGUACAGUGUGACAGAAGCUAAGGUAAGGGAGUCUUUAAAGAAGGGAGAAUAGUCAGAAAUGUCAAAUGUAGCCUGAAAGAAGGAAUAAUACAAGGUCUGAAUAUGUUUCCAUUGGUUUUAGCAACAAGGAUGUCACGUGUCAUUGGCAAGACAAGUUUCAGUGGAAUGAUGGGACCAAAGCCAGAUUACAGCAAAUAAAGAGUAAGUGGGAAGACUCAAAAAAUUAAGCUUCUGACACUGUAGUAGAUUAGAUAAAGGACCUUGCACUACAGAACAAUGGGAUACAUUACUGGGCUCACAGAAAUAAAAGAAAUCUCCCUGAGUUAAACUUCAAUAACAAAAGACUGAAAGCAGAGAGGAACCCUAAGUGCUAAACCAUAUCUAACCUCAAAGUUAAUCAAUUCUUAAACAAAUUUGAGCCUAUCACAAGGUAAAGGAGUAGAAUCUGAGAAUUUUUUUUAAUUUAUUUUUUAUAAUUUUAUUGUGUUAAAAUAUAUAACAAACACUUGCUACUUUUUUUUUUUCCUCAAUUCUAUUCUGACACACUUGGGGUCACCAUGAGUCAGAAUUGACUUGACUGUAACUGUGUGUUUUUUUUUAAUUGUGCUUUAAGUGAAAGUUUACAGCUAAAGUUAGUUUCUCGUACAAAAAUUGAUACAUACAUUGUUAUGUGACCCUAGUUGCUCUCUCUAUAAUGUGACAACCUACUCCUUUCAACCCCCGAUUUCCCGCACCCAUUCAACCAGUUCCUGUCCCUUUCUACCUUCUCAUCUCACUUCCAGAUGGGAGCUACCGAUUUGGUCUCAUGUGUCUACUUGAACUAAUUAGCACACACUUCACGAGUAUCAUUGAUGUCUUAUAGCCCAGUCUAAUCUUUGUCUGAAGAGUUGGCUUUAGGGAAGGUUUUAGUUUUGGGUUAACAGAGAGUCCAGGGGCCAUGUCUUCUGGGGAUCCGUCAGUCUCAGUCAGACCAUUAAGUCUGGUCUUUUUACUAGAAUUUGAGUUCUGUACCCUACUUUUCUCCCGUUCCAUCAGGGACUUUCUGUUGUGUUCCCUGUCAGAGCAGAAUCUGAGAAUUCUUAAGCCAGCAACCUUGAAAGGAGCCAAAGGGAUGCCAAGUCAGUACUACACAAACUGCAUUAUCAAAUAUAAUAAAUGGCCAUGUAUUAAAUGUUUAAAGAAAUAAAAAUGGAAUGACGUAAAACUGAGCAAGCAAAAAAAAAAAAAAAAAAGAGUAAGCAAUACAAGAUAAUAAAAAAUCCCUAUGAAGGAAUGGCUCUAAGACUGACAGCAAACUUCUCCAUACUAAUAAUGAAAGCCAAAAGACACUGCAACAUUAUCUUCUAAGUGAUUAAAAAAAAAAAAACUUACAGUAAACUAGCAAACUAUCAAAAAUAAGAGUAAAAUAAAGAUAAUUUUAGAAAAGCAAAAACUGUUUAAUAUCAACAGACUUCAUCAAACAGAAUUUUGAAAGGAGUGCUUCAAAAUUUGCUUUAAUGUGCAUUUGAGUCACUUGAUGAUCUGGUUAAAAUGCAGAUUGUGGUCCAGUAGGUCUGUAGUGGGCCCCAAGAUUCUGUAUAUCUUAAAAGCUCCCAGGUGAUACAAUGUCGAUACUGUUGAACUAUUGAGCACACUUUGAAUAUGGAGAUUCUGAAGUAUAUACUUCAGAAAGAAGGAAAAUGAUCCAGGAGGGAAGAUUUGAGAUAUAAGAGAGAAAGGUAAGCAAAGAAGUUAGUAAACAACUAGGUAAAUCUAAAUAAUCAUUAUAUGGAUAGAUAUGAUAUCAGAUAAAAUGUUAUUUUCUGGGGCUUAAAAAUAGAUAAAAGAAAAAUUCUAGACAAGAGCAUGUAAAUCAAGAGAGAGUAAUUAGAACUAGUCUUUUGAGGGCCUCAUAUAGUUUAGCAAAGGGGUUAAGAUAUUAACUUUAGAUUUUGUUAAGUUAUGUAGUAUGCUAAAAUUUCAAAAGGAACUACUGAAUUUUUUUUUUUUUUUUAAGGGCAUAACUUCCAAAACAGUAGAGGGGGGAAAAAAAGAAGAAAAUAAAAAAAACAAUUAAUAAAAAUGCAAGAAAUAAGAAUCACAAAAUAACAGGACAAAUAGAAAAAAAAAAUGAAACAAGUAGGAACAAGUUUUAAAAGUAUCAGUACCUACAAUUAAUGUACAUAGACUAGACAUGCCAGCCCAAACAUAGUGACUGUUAGGAUACAAAAAAAAUAAUAACAGCCAACAUUUAUAUAGCACUUACUCUGUGCUACUACCACUCAUCUGUCAGUUUAUCAUACUGUGGUGGCUUGUGUUGUACUGUGAUGCUGGCAGAUAUGUCACUGGCAUUUUAAAUACUGGCAGGGUCACCUAUAGUGGACAGGUUUGAGUGGAGUAUCCAGACUAAGACAGACUAAAAAGAACCUGGCAAUCUACUUGUAAAAAAUUGGCCAGUGAAAACCUUAUGGAUAGCAGUGGAACACUGUCUGAUACAGUGGGGGAAGAUCAGCCCCUCAGGUUGGAAGGCACUCAAAAUAUGACUGGGAAGAGCUGCCUCCUCAAAGUAGAGCCAACCUUAAUGAAGAGGAUGGAGUAAGGCUUUCAGGACCUACAUUUGCUGAUGUGGCAUGAUUCAAAAUGAGAAGAAAUAGCUGCAAACAUCUGUUAAUAACGUGGAAUGUAUGAAGUAUGAAUCUAGGAAAAUUGGAAGUCUGUCAAAAAUGAAGUGGAACGCAUAAAGAUCAAUAUCCUAGGCCUUAGUGAGCUGAAAUAGACUUGUACUGGCCAUUCUGAAUCGGAAAAUCACAUGGUCUACUUUGCCAAGAAUGACAAAUUGAAGAGGAACGCAUCGCAUUCAUUGUCAAAAAGAACAUUUCAAGAUCUAUUCUGAAAUACAACACUGUCAGCUAUAGGAUAAUAUCCAUACGCCUACAAGGAAGACAAGUUAAUACGACUAUUAUUCAAAUUUAAACACCAACCACUAAUGCUGAAGAUGAAAGAACUGAAGAUUUUUUACAACUUCUGCAGUCUGGAAUUGAUCAGCCACGCAAUCAAAAUGCAGUGAUAAUUACUGGUGAUUGGAACGUGAAAGUUGGAAACAAAAGAGGAUCAGUAGUUGGAAAAUACGGCUUUGGUGACAGAAAUGAUGCUGGAGAUCUCAUGAUAGAAUUUUGUAAGAUCAAAUUAUUCAUUGCAAAUAUCUUUUUUCAACAAUGUAAAUGGUGACUAUACACGUGGACCUCGCAGAUGGAAUACAGGAAUCAAACUGACUACAUUUGUGGAAAGAGACAAUGAAGAAGAUCAAUAUCAUCAGUCAGAACCAGGCCGGGGCCAACUGUGGAAUAGACCAUCAACUGCUCAUACGCAAGUACAAGUUGAAGCUGAAGAAAAUUAAAACAAUUCCAUGAGAGCCAAAGUACUAACUUGAGUAUAUCACACCUGAAUUUAGAGACCAUCUCAAGAACAGAUUUAAUGCAUAGAAUAUUAAUGAUCAAAGACCAGACGAGUUGUGGGAUGACAUCAAGGACAUCAUACGUGAAGAAAACAAAAGGUCAUUUAAAAAGACAGGAAAGAAAGGAAAGACCAAAAUGAAUGUCAGAAGAGACUCUGAAACUGAGGAAAUGAUCACAUAAAAGAGCUGAACAGAAGAUUUCAAGGGGCAGCUCGAGAAGACAAAGCAAAGUAAUAUACUGAAAUGUGCAAAGACUUAAUAGAGUUAGAAAACCAAAAGGGAAGAACACGCUCAGCAUUUCUCAAGCUGAAAUAACUGAAGAAAAAAUUCAAGCCUACAGUUGCAAUAGUGAAGGAUUCUAUUGGCAAAAUUUUGAACAACACAGAAAGCAUCAAAAGAAGAUGAAAGAAAUACGCAGAGUCACUAUACCGAAAAGGGUUGGUCGACAUUCAGACGUUUCAGGAGGUAGCGUGUGAUCAAGAACCAAUAGUACUGAAGGAAGAAGUCCAAGCUGUACUGAAGACAUCGGUGAAAAACAAGGUUCCAGGAAUUGCUGGAAUACUGCCUGAGAUGUUUCAACAAACGGAUGCAGUGCUGGAAGUGCCCACUCCUCUGCCAAGAAAUUUGGAAGACAGGUACCUGGCCAGCCAACUGGAAGAGAUCCAUAGUUGUGCCUAUUCCAAAGAAAGAUGAUAUAACAGAAUGUGAAAAUUAUCAAACAAUAUCAUUAAUAUCAUACACAAGUAAAAUUUGGCUGAAGAUCAUUCAGAAAUGGUUGCAACAGUACAUCAACAUGGAACUGCCAGAAAUUCAAGCCAGAUUCAUAAAGGACAUGGAACGAGGGAUAUCACUGCUGAUGUCAGAUGGAUCCUGGCUGAAAGGAGAAAAUAUCAGAAAGAUAUUUACCUGUAUUUUAUUGACUAUGUAAAGGCAUUCGACUGUAUGGAUCACAAAAAUUAUGGAUAACGUUGCAAAGAAUGGGAAUUCCAGAACACAUAAUUUUGUUCAUGGGCAACCUAUACAUAGACCAAGAGGCAAUUAUUCAAACAUAACAAGAGGAUACUGCAUGGUUUAAAAUCAGGAAGUUAUGCAUCAGGGUUGUAUCCAUUCACAAUACUUAUUCUGUCUGUAUGCCGAGUAAAUAAUCUGAGAAACUGGACCGUAUGAAGAAAAACGCGGCAACAGGAUUGGAGGAAGAUCCGUUAACAACCUGCGAUAUGCAGAUAACACAACCUUCCUUGCUAAAGGCGAAGGUGACUUGAAACAAUUACUGUUGAAGAUCAAAGACUAUAGCCUUCAAUAUGGAUUACACCUCAACAUAAAGAAAACAAAAAUCCUCACAACUGGACCAACAAGCAAUAUCAUGAUAAACGGAGAAAAGACUGAAGUUGUCAAGGAUUUCCUUUAGAUCCACAAUCAACACCCUCAGAAGCAGUAGUCAAGAAAUGAAACAACAUAUUGCAUUGGGCAAAUCUGUUGCAAAAGACUUCUUUAAAAUGUUAAGAAGCAAAGAUGUCACUUUGAGGUCUAAUGUGCUCCUGACCCAAGCCAUAGUAUUUUCAGUUGUCUCAUAUGCAUGUGAAAGCUGGACGAUGAAUCAGAAAAAUGGAAGAAGAAUUGAUGCCUUUGAAUUAUGGUGUUGGUUAAGAAUAUUGAAUAUACCGUGGACUACCAGAAGAACAAACAAAUCUGUUUUGGAAGAGGAUCGCAAAAUCAAAGACAACCACACAAUACUGGGAAUCAUGGCCUAGCCACAUUGACACACAUUUUUUGGGAACACAAUUUAAUCCAUAACAUUCUAGCCUUUGGCCCCCCAAAAUUCAUGUCCUUGCCACAUGUAAAACACAUUCACCCCAUCAUAUCAUGGCAAAAGUCUUAAAUCAACUCUAAGUCCAAAUUCCAUCCUGGGACAAAAAUCCUCUUCAUUUGUAAAAUCCAGAAUACAAGUUAUUUUCUUCCAAAGUACAAUGGUGAGACAGGCACAAGGUAGACAUUUCCAUUACAAAUGAGAGAAAUUGGAAGGAAAGAAGUGGUAACAAGCACCAAGCAAGUCAGCAGAACAUAUUAAUUAGCUCUCAAGACUUGAAAAUGAUCCUCUGUUCCCAAAGACCAUUUAAGCAGUGGCUCUGCACUCCAGACUCUGGGUAUUGGCCACAUUUUCCGGAUUCUGGGUGGGGGCCCCUCGGCCUUGGGCUUGGGCUCCACCAUCCAAGCCCAUUGGGAAAGCAACUCUGCUCCCUCAGAUUUGGGCAUCCCCAAUCUCCUAGUUGGAGCCUGGUGGCACAGUGGUUAAGUGUUCAGGUGGUAACCAAAAGGUCAGCAGUUUUAAUCCACCAGCCACUCCUUGGAAACUUUAUGGGGCAGUUCUACUCUAUUCUGUAGGGUCACUAUGAGUCGGAAUUGACUCGACAGCAAUGGGUUAUUCUCCUAGUCUAAGUGGUGACCCAGCCCCCUCAGCCCUGGCAGGCCCCAAUCUUCUGCCCCUUGGGCAUGGCAACCCCGCUCCUCAGCUCUGGGCUGUGGAUCCGUCCCUAUCCUGUUGGCACUUGUGAAAGGCAGCACCACACUCUAGAACUGAAUUUGUGAAGAUCCGACUCUUUGAAACUUAGGAGGCUGUGGCCCCACCCUUUAAGAUCCAGGCAGUUCUGUUUUCAGUGCUCCUUAUCUCUUCAGCUUCUGCUUCCUGUUUCCUUGGCCUCUUGGCUCCUUGAGUCUCUUGAGACAGCUGGCACCUACCCUGCCCAGGCAAGUGUUCCAAAGCUUUUUAGCUCUACCCGUAAGUGUCCGGAGGCACCUCACUCUACCUCAAAGCUUCCUGCUGGAAGGCACUCAGCUCUCUUGCUCCGUGGGUUGGCAAGCCAAGCUCCACCGAUAAGUGCCCAGAGGCACCCCACCUUGCCAGGAAGCCUCCUGCCCAGAGGCCCUCAGCUCUCUUGCUCUGUGGGUCAGCUCUCGCGCUGUCUGGUGCCUGUCUCCUGGGUUUGCUGCUGCCAUUUCUCUGCUGCUGCUUCUUGCCAUCUGCACGGUCUCUGGUGUUACAGCUUUCCUUACUUCCUUCUGAGCCCUCACCAGAUUUGUCUUUGAUGUCCAUAAUUCCGCCAACAGACUCUUAAGGCUAUCUAGGCUUUUACUAUUAGGCACUUUAUAACUCUUCCAGCAUCUACCCAUUCAGUUCCAAAACUAUUUCCAUGAUGUAGGUAUCUGUUAGAGCAGCACCCCUACUCUCCUGGUACCAAAUUCUGCCUUAGAUAUCUAGUGCUUCUAUAACAGAAAUACCACAAGUGGAUGGCUUCAACAAACAGAAAUUUAUUCUCUCACAGGGAGAAUAAUUCAGGGCACCAGUUCCAGCGGUAGGCUUUCUCUCUCUGUCGGCUCUGGGGGAAGGUCAUUGUUAUCAGUCUUCCCCUGGGUCUAGAAGUUUCUCAGCACAGGGACCCCUGGGUCCAAAGGAUGUGCUCUGCUCCUGGCUCUUCUUUUUUGAUGGUAUGAGGUCCCUCUCUGCUCGCUUCUCUCUUCUAUGUCUCAAAAGAAAUUGACUCAAAUACAACCUAAUCCUGUAGAUUUCAUCCUGCCUCAUUAAAAUCACAUGUAACCCACUGCUGUUACAUCGAUUCUGACUUUUAGUGACGCUAUAGGACCUAGUAGAACUGCCCCAUAGGGUUUCCAAGGAGUGGCUGGUAGAUGCAAACUGCUGACCUUUUGGUUAGCAGCUGAACACUUAACCACUGAGCCACCAAGGCUCCAUUAACAUCACAGAGGUUAGGAUUUACAAUACAAAGGAUAAAUACAUCCGAUCACAAAAUGCAAGACAAUCAUACAAUACUGGGAAUAAUGGCCUAGCCACACUGACAUACAUUUUUGGGGGGACACAAUUAAAUCCAUAACAGUCCAUUACAUGGGCAAUUUUCAUGAACAUUACAUGGGCAGUUGUAAAAAUGGUAUACUCUAUAAUCAGGUGUACAGUUUGAUAUAUACUCAUCAGACUUACAUUACUGAUUAUAUGGUAUAGGUUUUCUAUAACCAGAAAAAAAACCCCAGUGCCAUCAAGUCGAUUCCGACUCACAGCGACCCUAUAGGUCUCCUGUAGCCACGUGUAUUUUUUUUGUGCACUUGACUGUUUGUGGAAAUAAGUGGUGUCAGGGAAAAUGUGCCAACAAAGAAUCAAUAGUUGUGUGUCAUUUUUAUUCUAAAAACAUUAGUGUAAUUUAUUGUCUACUCAACACUUGCUAUGGGGAUGGAUGCUCAAGAAUCACAGGGACCCAAUUUAUAGGAUAAAUAACAGAGUUCUUAUGAAGACACAGCAGGGAGCAAUAUGUGAAAGCAUUGGCAUGCUGUAUGUUAAAUAUAUAGAUAUUUUUUCUAUCAUCUGCUACCAUGCCUAGAAUACUUCUUAGUCCAAAAGAAUUUAUUGGGGCUUUAAUUUCUUCUUUACACCUCUAUUAAACUGGGGUGGCAUCACAUAGUCUACUAAUGAUCAGGAGGUAGUUGACAUCUGGAAGUAAAGCCCCCCAGAGACACAGAAGCAAGAUGGAGUCAAGAAGGCAUUCAGGGUUACCUGGUGUUAGACAAGAGGCUAAAAAGUCAGGCUUUGCUUGGGGCACUUGUGGCUGUUCUUAGUAUCUUAGGUAACACCUGUUCAUUUGUACUUUUGUUUAGCUUGACAGAGAACUCUACUUUAAAAGUCAUAGAAGCUUGAAAAAAAGUUAUAGUUAAUACUUGAUAUUGCUCUAGUCCAAUUUUAAAGGGCAUAUCUAUGUUCACUUGCAGUCCCUAGAUGGUGCAGUCAAGCCCUCAACUGCUAAUCAAAAGAUUGGCAGUUAAAACCCACUGAGAUGUGCCAUGAAAAAAAGGUCUGGUGAUCUGCCUAUAAAAAGUUAAAAAGUUAAAACCUUGAAAAUACUAUGGAGCACAGUUCUACUGUGCAACACAUGGGGUCGUUGGCAACUGGUUUGGCCUUUUUUUUUUUAAUGCUCACAUGGCUUUAUGAUGAUGUGACCUUUGUCCAAACACGUAUCGAUUAGAUUAAACGAGGUUCAGAGGUGAAGCAAACAUACAGCCUUGCUCCUCCAAACAUCCGUGCAUUUUCAGCGUCUUUCAGCACAGAUGAGGUAGGGCUGGGGUUGCAAUGUCAUGCCUAACCUGGGCUUGAGAUUUGGAAGUAGUUCAUGUGGAAAAUGCAGCUGAAACCGCUGAAGCAAUGCUGUAAAAAACAAGAACGUUUCCAUCCGAGCCAGCUGUUCUCCAAGACAGUGUCUUCUCCCUAUACAGAAAAAGCACAUAUGAUGCUUUUAGAAACCCACAAUAUUUAUUAAAAACUGUCUAAUAUUUGGGUAUGAUUCAGGAAAUCUGGAAUUUAAAGAAAGGUUAGAGGAAGUUAUGUUUAUUAAAAGGUUCGCUCAAAUCUCAAAGAAUAAAAAUUGGCAUUUCAGUUCCCCGAACGCAUUCCUUUACCUCCUUCUAUCAGCUCAGGGACUUUUGUAAGCUUACUAGUCCUGUCUCCAAUUUUUCUUGCAUGCUGUAACAGAUCCUAAGAUAUGCUAUCAAGAUCUAAUUUGAGAUGUGACAUUUGGUUUUAUUGAUCCAAGAGGAGCCUAUUUCACUUCAACUGACUAAAUGUAUGUACCCUUCUUCAGUGAAGAAGAACUUCCAGUCCAUCUUCUAUGCGAGGUCUUGUGAUACAUGUACUUUUUCCCAGGAAAAAGAAUAUUUUCAUAAAUGGAGAUAAGGUACAUUAAACUGGUAGGCAGGAGAAGUAGAUUCUAGUUUUACUUCAAAUUACCAUGUCAUCAUUACCCUCUCUGGUCUGUUUCUCAAGCUACCUGUUACUGACUUCUAGCUCCACAAGUUUUGUACACAAGCAAAAAAGUCUCAGAAGAAGUCAGAGCUUUUCAACAGUUUAUCUUUAGUUAUUAAAUUAAGGCUUAUUUUAUUUUCAGUAGAAACAGGUAUUACUUAUCUGUAAUCAAAACAUUCCUGUAAGAAUCAACACUAUUUUCCAAGUUGGUAUAUUUAUUCUAUAGAAGUAUUCUUCAGAUUAAGAUGCUAUAUGUGAAGCAUUACUAUUCUUUAUCCUAAAGUUAUACCCCUGUGAAAGUUUCUUACCUAGGGAAAAAGGAAUCAAAGCUUCCUUCUUGGCAAAAUGUCCACUGCUGUCCAGAAAUCGCUCAGGAUAAAACAUUUCUGGGUCUUUCCAGUACUUUUCAUCAAAGUGUACGGAAUAAAGAUUUGUAAUUACUGUUGUGCCUUUAGGAAUGGAAUAACCACGUACGACUGCAUCCUCAGACGUUGCAUGGAAAAUCCCUAAUGGAACUACAUUACAAAAUCUUAAGACUUCAUGCAGAACUGCCUCAGUAUAAGGCAUUUUGCAUCUGUCAUCCCAAGAAGGCUUUCCAUUGGGGCCCAUAAUUAAAUCAAUCUCUUUAUGAACUUGUCCUGUCAGAGAAAAAGUAUUCAAGUUAUUAUACAAUUCUUAAGAGUUACAUCUAAAGUAAAUUCCCUUUGAGAUAAAACGUAGGAUAACCCCUAAUCCAAAAGGGUAUGGGUAGUACACCAGACUGAGAUUUGUCCUUAGCUAAGAGUUUUUAAUACAUGCCUAUAUUUUAUACAAUCAGUAGCCAAUGCACUGAGUAACUUUGUUCUCAAAAAAUAAAUAAAUAAAAUUAAUUUUAAAAAGUAAACAAACCUAGAAUUGGAAAAACAUGACUCUCAGGAAAGAAAAUAGUGAAGCAUAAAAUUUAGCUUCCAAAAACCAAUGCUCACGUCCCAGCUCUGCCACUUCUAAUGGCUGACCUCGGGCAAGUCAGCCACUCAGCCUUUUUCCUCAUUUUAAAAUAGGCAUAGAAAGACCUAUCUCAGAGGUUUGUUACAGGAGUUGAGAUAAGAGAUUUGAAAAUUCUUCGCAACUAUUAAAUAUUUCUCUUCUCCUUGGCUAGCACAGCAGGAGCACCUACAUAAAAUGCUUUUUACAUGGCCAGAGACUCUAAAACAUGUAUGAGCUCUCCAUACAAGGACAGAACCUGGAUCAUUAAGAAAAUCCUCACCUUGAAUGUUAGGAUAAAGGGCCAUGAAAAGAACUGCCCACUGUAGAACAUUGGUUGUAGUUUCAGUUCCAGCAAUGAUGAGUUCACCCACUGAGAAAAUCAGGUUUUCUUUGGAGAAAGUAGACGAUGGGUCAUUUUUACCUUGAUCUAUCUCAUCUAAAUAAGCAUCAACAAAAUGCUGAGGUAACUGAGGCUUUCUGUUGGCUGAAGCUUUUUCAAUAAGCCUGGAGAGAAAAUCAUAGACCACAGCUGCAUUUCUAAACAGCUGUUGAUGUUUUCCAAAAGGUAAAAUGCCAAUCCAUGGAAAGGCAUUAUACAGGAAGACGGAGGCACUGGCAGCCAGCUCCACAUUUUCACUAAAUAACUCAAUCAUGUGCUGAAAAUCAGUGUCUUCGUAAGUGAAUCGUUCUCCAAAAAGGAUCAAGUUGGUUAUGUUUGAAACAGCUCUUGUUAUUAAUUGUUUAAGGUCAAAAGGUCUACCUUCAUAUGGUUUGAUAGCAUCAAUGAAAAAUUUGGUUUCUUCUAAGAUUUUAGAUUCAAAAGACUUUUGGCCAUAUCCAAAAUAGCGAAAGCUAUUUACAGCUAAUCUUCUGUGAUCAACCCAUCCUCGGCCAUAUCUGGAGUUGAGUAAGCCUGAAAAAAAAGAUAUUAAAAGUAUUUUAUUAUUCUUCCAUCCCUCUGUCUAACAGCUGAAGAUGCUAUGGACUAAAAACACAAAUGGCUUGUCACUACUCCCCAAAUUAUCUUUCUAUAAAACUAGACCCAGUAGUUAAGCCCCAUUCUCCGCUACUCAUUAGCCACAGAUUAUACAUAGAUAAAGCUCAUCUACUGCUCUGCUGGGGACUGCAGAAAAGACCCACAACAAGAAACUGGUCAGUCUUGUGUAAUUCAAUUCAGAUGAACUAAGCCCAGGUGAACUUAUCAGAAUCUUAUAAGCAUAUUUGAUAAAAGAUAAAUGACUGCACAUUCUAUGCAAAAAUUUUAUCUUGGAUUGAACAAACACCUGAAAAUCAUCCUUCUAGGAUUAGAAAUUGUCUGCCUGUAAGAGACUGGAUUUUACAAUAGAAAUUUCUUCCAGUUAAAGGCAUACAAUAACUCUGGCAGAGGCAAGGGUGACCUGAAUGAGGUGUCAAUACAGUAAAAAUCAUUAAACCAAAAAGAGAGCAAAAAUGAAGCUCAGAAUUUUCUGUUGAUAUUGUUUGCCUUAACACUUCAGAAUCUCCACGUAUACUCUGCUGUUCUGAUGUAGCUACUAUGGAAAAUUUUUCCUUUAAAUUAACUAUCAAGCCAAAAGAAUAUCUUCAGUGCAUAUAUUUAUAUAAGGUAAAGUUUACUCAAAAUUUCAUUCAUGGCUGAUACAUUAAAAAAAAAAAAAUAGGAGAGGCAAAAAUGUCACAUUCUCUUCUGUACACAAUGUGCAUAUAUAAUUUACAUU
This is a messenger RNA of Loxodonta africana (African savanna elephant), 19196 nucleotides long. It is a transcript of the gene PDE3B, whose product is annotated as phosphodiesterase 3B. Lineage: Eukaryota; Metazoa; Chordata; Mammalia; Proboscidea; Elephantidae. Gene Ontology annotation, molecular function: calmodulin-activated 3',5'-cyclic-GMP phosphodiesterase activity; protein kinase B binding. Gene Ontology annotation, cellular component: membrane. Gene Ontology annotation, biological process: signal transduction. The transcript is spliced from 16 exons. The coding region runs from base 232 to 3627 and encodes 1131 amino acids. The record is from RefSeq and is a predicted model, not a curated record.